This is a messenger RNA of Rattus rattus (black rat), 8088 nucleotides long. RefSeq names its product forkhead box N3 (gene Foxn3). Gene Ontology annotation, biological process: regulation of DNA-templated transcription. The record is from RefSeq and is a predicted model, not a curated record. Lineage: Eukaryota; Metazoa; Chordata; Mammalia; Rodentia; Muridae. Gene Ontology annotation, molecular function: cis-regulatory region sequence-specific DNA binding; DNA-binding transcription factor activity. The transcript has 7 exons. Bases 556 to 1995 code for a protein of 479 amino acids. Gene Ontology annotation, cellular component: nucleus.
ACGUGUGUGCGCAUGCGAGUUAGUGUGUGUGUGUGUGUGUAGUGGAGGUCGGAAGGCAAAUGACUGGAGUGAUUGUCUCUGCAUCAUGUAGGUCUGGGUGAUCAAAGUCAGCCCAUCCGGCUUGUCAGCAAGCCCCUUUAACCAAUAAGCCAUUUUGUCAGCCCCCCUACCCCCUUUUCUGAGAUUGGAUCUCCUGUAGCCUAGCUUGGCCUUGAACUAUCAAUCCUCCUGCCUUAGCCUCAAGAAUGUCGGGAGUCCAGGUGUUCUGGGAUUACAGUUGAGUGAGUACUUUCAGAUCUAGCCCUUUUCUCUUUGAGAAGGAUAAACAGUGCGUCUGAUAAUACGAAAGCCACAGUAGUUGCCCGUUACACUUACCUUGCUGUGUUUGUCUGAGUCUUUUGAGAAGUUUGUGUGCUCUGGGUAUAUCCAUGUAUCAUAGAGGAUGGAUGACACUUAAGUAGUAAUAAGUUCUCCUAGGUCACAGGGAGCGACUGUGGACCCAGGGAGGAGCCACUGUGAGAAAUCGCUGAUUCCUUUUACGGAGCCUUCACGUAAAUGGGUCCAGUCAUGCCUGCCAGUAAGAAGCCCGAGAGCUCAGGAAUCAGUGUGUCCAGUGGACUGAGUCAGCGGUACCGGGGCAGUGGUUUCUCCAAGGCCCUCCAGGAAGAUGAUGAUCUCGACUUCCCUCUGCCUGACAUCAGAUUAGAAGAGGGGACCAUGGAAGAUGAGGAGCUGACCAACCUGAACUGGUUGCACGAGAGCAAAAACUUACUGAAGAGCUUUGGGGAGUCGGUCCUGAGGAGUGUCAGUCCCGUGCAGGACCUGGACGAUGAUACCCCGCCGUCCCCCGCCCACUCGGACAUGCCCUACGAUGCCAGGCAGAACCCCAACUGCAAGCCCCCCUACUCUUUUAGCUGCCUCAUAUUCAUGGCCAUUGAGGACUCUCCAACCAAGCGCCUGCCAGUGAAGGAUAUCUACAACUGGAUCUUAGAACAUUUCCCGUAUUUUGCAAAUGCACCUACUGGGUGGAAGAACUCAGUGAGACAUAAUUUGUCCCUGAAUAAGUGUUUCAAGAAAGUGGACAAAGAGAGGAGUCAGAGUAUUGGGAAAGGGUCAUUGUGGUGCAUAGACCCAGAGUAUAGACAAAAUCUAAUUCAGGCUUUGAAAAAGACACCGUACCACCCACCUCCUACUCCUCAGGCUUAUCAAAGCACAUCAGGUCCACCCAUCUGGCCGGGUAGUACCUUCUUCAAGAGAAAUGGAGCCCUUCUGCAAGAUCCUGACAUUGAUGCUGCCAGUGCCAUGAUGCUUUUGAAUUCUCCCCCUGAGAUACAAGCAGGUUUUUCUCCAGGAGUGAUACAAAAUGGAGCGAGGGUUCUGAGCCGAGGGCUGUUUCCUGGUGCCCGCCCGUUGCCAAUCACUCCCAUUGGGAUGACGGCAGCCAUAAGGAAUAGCAUCACCAGUUGCCGGGUGCGGACUGAGAGCGAGCCGCCAUGUGGCUCCCCAGUGGUCAGUGGGGACCCCAAGGAGGACCACAACUACAGUAGUGCCAAGUCCUCCAAUGCCCGGAGCACCUCUCCCACCAGCGACUCCAUCUCCUCCUCCUCCUCCUCAGCCGACGACCACUACGAGUUUGCCACGAAGGGGAGCCAGGAGGGCAGUGAGGGAAGCUUCCAGAGCCAUGAGAGCCACAGCGAACCGGAGGAGGACGACAGGAAGCCCAGCCAGAAAGAGGGCAAGGAUGCCCUGGGGGACAGCGGAUACGCAUCCCAGCACCGGAAGCGCCAGCACUUCGCCAAGGCCAGGAAAGUCCCCAGCGACACACUGCCCCUCAAAAAGAGACGCACGGAGAAGCCGCCCGAGAGCGAUGAUGAGGAGAUGAAGGAGGCGGCCGGUUCGCUCCUGCACUUGGCAGGGAUUCGGUCCUGUUUGAACAACAUCACCAAUCGGACGGCCAAGGGGCAGAAAGAACAAAAGGAAACCGCAAAAAAUUGAAACAAGUCUCUGAUUUGUUUUGAACUUACGGCCAUUUGGUUUCAGCAUGUCAGGAGAUUUCUAAUGAUUUGUGGCAAUAUCAGCAAUUUUUUUCUUUUUCUUUUUUCCUUUUGUUGGUUUGGUUUUCUUUACUUUCUUUCCUUUUUUUUUUUUUUUAAUUUGCCCCCCCCUCCUUUGUUUUUGGACCCUUAAGAAUUUUCUGUUUAAAGGAGAUUGAAGCCAUAGAAACUCAUAUCGACACUCAGCCGUUUUACAAAAGCUUUUCUUUAUCUGAACACAAAAACCGAAAAACAAAAAGCCAAAAUUAACCAUUGCUUCCUGCAGCCUGUCAGAGACCUGUGGUUAAGCCCACAGGGAUGUUCGUGUCAAUGCCACAGGAACACUCGUGCACCACCUAGGAGGCACGCAGUCACCGCUCAGCCCAACCCUUAGGUUUAAAAAGUCAGUUGAGCUUGGAGUGAGGCUGAGAAGCAUUUGCAGAGACUGAAGAGCCCAGGUCCCCUAGAAACAGAUUAUCCCCGUGCUCUGGCCCUGGCAUCCCACCUUACCAGAAACGCCAUCGCCAUUGCCCUGUGGCAAGCCGGGGGCCUGCCUGCCAGUCCUCUGUACUUCCCAGCCUUGAGCCUGGUAACAUCUCCCAGCUUGGACACCAGACUGUUCAGCUGGAUUAGGUGUCAGUGACUGGAAAGGGAAAACAGGGAUUGUUAGAGCCAUCGAUAACCACUGAGUUCUGCUCUAUGUUAAAUCAAGAAGACGUUCCAAAAGCCAUAAGCCUGAAGGUUGGUCCUGUGUGUACACACACACACACACACACACACACACACACACACACACACACGACUUAAAGGUGAUACAGAAAACACGCUGUGCCCUCCUAACUGCACAAGGAAAAGCAAUCGGGCCCAAGAAAUGACAGUAGCUGUUAAGAAAGGAAAAUGGUGCAGAUUUUUUCCUUCUAAAUAAUCUGAUCCAAGUUGGGGGUGGGGGGGUGCUACAGAAACUGCCAUUAGUAUUAUGGUGUCUUUUCAUGACGUUAAAGGCACGUUUGGUGGACUCAAAAAACAAAAACAUGGCAACAAUACAACUCCUGCACUGUCCUCAAAAAUUAAUAUCAGUACUCAUUUUUGCAACAAAAAAGAAAAGACCAGUGAUUUUCACAUUCAGCCAGUGUAGCCAGCAGAAAUUUCUGAUCCACAAUGCAUGGAUUCCUUUGAAGAAACGAAAAAAGGAAAAAAAAAGAAAAAGAAAAAAAAAAUCACAAAAACAAACUUUUUUUUAUUCAAAAAUAACAAAGUUCUUGUAAGGUAAAUGAUGUAUUUAGCAUGAAGCAUGAAUUAUUUUCAUAUAAAUAUAGAGAAUAGAGAGAAGACUAUGCCUCUAAUUUUUAAGCCCUUAAGCUUAGAGGCCCUUUGUUCUUUUUUUUUUCCUCCCUUUUUCUUUCUUUUUUUUCCCUUUUUCUUUCUUUCUUUCUUCUUUUUUUGUUGUCGUUAUUAUUUUGUUUGGUUUUUUGAAGCAGGUGUUUAAGGUUUAACCUUCUUCAGGGACAAAUUCUGACUGAUGGGGAGCUUACUCUGCAAUAUCAACUAUCUUCAUGCUCUGGCAGGGGCUUGGGUGGCUGAGCUCUAUACUGCCUUGUCUACACUCAGCCCCGACCCCUCUGAUUCUCUACUGAAGAGUGUGUCCUUCCCUUUGUCUGUAUGUGUUUAACAUGACGCAAUAAUUCGAGGGCAAACUUAGUGUGUACGAUAGAAUCAAGAGAGUUGUGGGACGCUUACUUGAGGAAAAUCAUUACCGUGAUUUGGUUCUAGGAAAAAGGCAGUGAAUAAUUAUGCAAAUUCGCCAGAGGAAGGGGAAACAUGCUAAUGGGCCUUACUGGGUGAGGGUAAGAGAUGGGUACUUGGGUAGGAGGAAGUAAGUGAUCGAGGGGUUGGAUGGAGCAGCCCUGAGCCUUCCACAGCGACGGUCUGAUGUCGCGGCGAGACGGGGGCUGGCCAUCUCUGCCACUUCUGCACAGUGACCACCUUGGGACUAAGACCACCUAAAUAGUGAGAGCUGAGUAACAACCAAACCACGUCACAGAAGCCAGAAACUCCAGUUACCUUUGCCAAAAAAAAAAAAAAAAGUUUAUCCUUGAGGUCUAAGAGAAAUCCCUAAAACAGUAUGGCCUCCCGUCCAAAUGGAGGGAACUUUUAAAAGCAAAAACACUUCCCUGGCUCAGGGUGCGAUGUUUGGGAGAUGGGGGAAACUAAAGUGACCUUGAACUCUUGAAACAGGGCAGUGGUGGGCCUUUAAAGCUAUGCCCACGUGUCAGCACCAGGUACCAUGGUAACCUCGGCAACCCGGAAGGUUAUCUGGUGCGUUUCCCCCUACCUAACCUGAGGGCAGCUUUGGGCGGGGGGACUCCCACUUUAGGGCAGGCUAGAUUUACCCCCACAUGGCCCUCAGCCUGGACUCUCUCAGCAUGGGGGUUCAGGGUCAGAUGAGAGCACAGGUUGUGUUCUCCACAAACCUCUGACACCCUGCAAGCCAUCCACAGCUCUGGAGCCCUGAGCCACACUUUGAUUUCCACUGUCCCCUUUACCAAGUCCAAAAGACUCCCGCCCCCUCCCCCAAGAUGUUCAAACUCAGACGUGAGGGCAAAGGUGAGCACUCAGCACUGUUUCUGGCGGGGACUUCUUCCGACGGAAACCCCACGCGGGCUGUCUCCCCUCGGUUCAUUGUUCUCCGAAGGGGCUGAGGCCUCUUUCAGAGAUAACAAGAUGCAGUGUGUGUGUGAUUUACUUUUCUGAUCUCGCCGAGAUCUGGAAAACUAUCUUAUACAAGUGCGUUCUGAACCCCAGAACCACUCCGUUUGCAUAAAUACCUCAUCGGGCAGCUUUGUAAGUGUUAUUUUCCCGAGCCUCCCCUUGGCACCUUUGUUGGAAUUUUCUGGAAGACUUGUUGGGGAAACUUUAGUAAGGGUACUUUUUUCUAUUUUCCUCCUGUUUUGGGCGGCACGCUCAUUGUGCGUAACCAAAACAACGGCUCAAUUGUGUUUAACUCUGUAUUUUGACUGUUGAGGCGAAAACAAAAUCAUCAAUGUGUAUGUGGCUGUUUGUAGCGAAGUCUGCCGAAUGAGGCGGCCCGUGUCCUUAACAAGCCAAGGGGCAGGAGGCGCCCUCUCUUCCCCCUCCCCCAAGAGCAGUAGAGAAUUUAAGCACAAGCCUAUUUGUGAAAGAAUAUUUUGCUUAAGUGUAAUUCACUUUAGUGUUGGACUUCCUUCCCAAAUGUCAGGUGUUCUUUUAGCUUUCAAACUAGCCUGUGUAUCCAUUAGAAGGACAGAUCGCCUGAGCAUCGUGAAAGGGAUGCGGUGUUGUUGCUGUUUUCUUUUUUUUUUUUCCUUGCAUUUCUCCUGUGGGGAGAAGUGGCGGUUCAUGUGUCAUUCCAGUAUCUCACGUACUCACAUGGGGUGGGGGGAGGGGGAUGGGGAACUAUAGCAAUAUUUACAGAUGCUUUGGGGACACAUCAGCACCGCGACAUUACAACUACUGGCUGUCGGCCCUCGGACACAUUUAAGAGAAGAGAGAGAGGCUCGCUUUCUUUUCUCAGGUGAUAUUCACAUCGACAUUCUUUUAUCCCGCUCCUGACAGUCUUUCCUCGUUCUCUAGUACUUUUUUGGAAAGGGUCUGCACCGUAGGUUUUCUUUCUUUCAUCACCAAGCUCCUACUUCCCUCUGCAUCUCCAGUCAGUAUGUUCGUUCUUCAAGAGUUCUUUUGGUAAAGCUGGCUGUCCGAAACUAACGCUGAACCAAACCCACAUGUGGAUUGUGGCAUAAGGAAACCGUGGUCAGGAUGACUGGGGCAGGUCUCCAUCUUGGGGUUUUAAGAGGGAAUGGGUUGGUGCCCUUUCCCGAGAACAGGUUUUUCUUGUACAGUCAUUAGCAUGUCCAGUGCUUCCUGUUCAUAGCAGUUCCACCACGGGGCUUUCUAGAAGGACUGUUGCGUUCAGUGGGGCCCAAGCAAGAGAAGGGGUGGUUUGGGUGCCUUGAGGCCCAACACAGCAGGCCAAUGUGCAAUGCCCCAAGCCACCAAUUUGGGUUUUAUUGAUGCCACUCCAACCUCUGGACUCUCCCUGGAAGGGAGAGGGUCCUGACAUGAUGCCAGAGUUAGGGACAAGUGCUCAGAAUGGGAAGUUUUCCCAUAGAUGGGAUUAGACUAAAUUCAAUGUGAUUUCUUUUUCCCCUUUCAAAUCCUAUUCAGGUUGGGACUCAUUUCUUUCUGGUGGAUCACAGCUGCCCAGAUGUGUAGAUUGGUUUCUGUGUCCUGUAGACAAGUCCUUUUCUCUCAUCUUCAGCAGGGUUUAUUAUUUCGUUUUUUGCCACCAAAAGAAAACAUCGGAACAUACGUCCCCUCUUAGUUGUGACUUUGCAUUGUUGACAGUUCAGUUCUCUGUGUUGUAGGUCCCAGCCCACCAGUACUCUAUCAAACACUGUUAGGCACAUGAUGCAGCACUGUGAUCUAAUUUAAAUAAUACUUUUUUAUUAUUUAUACUACUAUAUAUAAUAUACAUCAACACUUUUGCUAUAUAACCUAAGUGAUAAACCCUUUUUUUGGUUACCUGUCAAGACUCUAGACUUUGGUUCCUAUUGCAGUUAACACAGUUACAGAAUUGUAAUGGUGUCUUGUUUUAUUUUUUUGUUUUUGUUUCUUUUCCUUCUUCUUUUCCCUUUGUAACGGAAUGUGUAAAUCAAAGUAUAUACAUUGUGUGGUGUUCCUGUUUCUUGGGAUGUUAUGAGGAGUUACACACAGCAUUCAGUGUUCUGUAUAGACCUGCCCACCUUCGUGAAUUCAUCUGUUAACUCCUCCUCCUCCGAGAGCGCGCCAGCCACGGUGGCUAACUCCCAGCGUCCUCUCUCCUGCUGGCUAUUCUUGAAUUAAGCACAGACUCGUCCACUCGGUUGCUUUAUCAUGAAUAAUGGGCGUGACUUGGUCACUCUCCUACCCUUCAGCAAACAAGUGCUAGCUUCUUCGCUGACCAAAAAUUAAGGAAGGAAAACACCAUUUUCAAAACGAUCCACCUUUUCACGGCCGAGACCGAUGUUAGUCUACGGUGCUGCCUCGCGCUAUCGAGCCUCUGGAAUGAGCCCGCUGUGGAAUGACCAUUUCUGACUUGCUAUGGGAUGCUCACAAGUACCCUUCCUGUCUCGUUAGUAUUGGAAUCAAGACUCAUUAUUUGAAUCUAUACAGCAGUGUUCUCCAUCAGGUUUCAUUUGCAAAAGUAGAGAACAUGCCUUCUCCACCCUUUUGCAAAUAAUUGAUACUCCAUAUUGGAUUCUCAAAAGACUUCGAUAUGGUGAUCCUGUCAAACCUAGAAAUUGUAUUAUCUUUUCAUACCCGACUUCCCCCACUUCUCCUGUUUUAGAGGAAACAGCACACUUUCAGUUACGGACACAGUCUCCAUUUCUAGAGUAUGUGUGUUGCAGCCAUCCAAGGUCAUAGCUGGCUCAGCCAGACCCACGCCAUUGUUCUCACUGCCUGUCCUACCAUGGUGCACAUGGGGAGGGAAGAGGAAUCUGUGCGUCUGGGAAACAGCUACAUAGACUUUUUGUUUUUUUACUACUCUGACUCUGUAACACUUCUGAGUUUUGUUCUAAUUUUACAGAAAACAAGACCACAAUGAUAAGGCAGAAGCCCACAAGGUUUGUGGCUGAGUCUUAGAGCCACCCGACCUUUCCUGGCCAACAGGUCUACAUGGCCAAAUUUAUUUACGAGAGUAAUAAUUUCUUCAGAAGCCAAUUUUUUUCUGUAUUUCUGUACAAAACUGCCAAUAUCAUGAACAGAAGGGGGGAACCGUAAAGGAGAAAGCAAGUGAUGUUCGGUGGCGUUUGCAUUAGCCUAAAGCAGCGGUGUGACGACGACUCCAUCAGCCGAGCUCCAGGGACUUGGUGUUGCUUGGGAGGGAUCCAUACAGCAUUUUGCGUUCUUCAUGUGUAAUCAUAUUGCCAAAGACAAACUACUUCAUCAUUUAUUGUAAAUAACACUUCCCCAGACCUACCAUAAAGUUUCUGUGAUGUAUUGUCUUCCAGUUGCAAUAAAAAUGACUGAGUUGCAUCAA